AUGGAGAGAAGGGGCUGGGGGCAGCGCUGGGAGGGCAAUGUCUGUGCACAGGGUGGAGGAGGCUGGAAGGGGGAAGGCCCCAAGGGCUUGCGGUCGUGCUGGGGGCAGACCUGCUGGGGAGAAGACUCAGGUGUUGGUCAGUAAGGCCAUGAGAUGACGGCGCCCUCAGGAGGCGGGCGAGGAAGCAGGAGCUGUGAGCCGUCCGCACACCUGACUCCCCACACAGCUGUGACCUCCCCCACACUAUGACCUUUCUCUCCGAGCUAUGACUCCUGUAUACCUGUAACCCCCUACGUGCAGAGUUAUGAUUACCCCACAUGUGUGACCUUACACCACUGUUACCUUCCCCAAACAUCCGUGACAUCCCCUAUACAGCUGUGACCUUGCCCACACAACUGUGAUCCCUCCACACAAACCUAUGAACCUCCCCAGUGCCAGGAUGACCUGGCCAAAGGCCUUGGGGAAAGUGUACCUUGGGGAUAAGCCAGAGCUGUCCUGGGGGAGUAGGGGUGGAAGUGGGGACAGAGCAGAGUGAAGCGGCUCAGAGACCUCGGGUCUGUACAACCAGAGGGCAAGCAGGGCAGGCCAGGCAGCUGGAUUGACCCCAGCCAGACCCAUCCCUCUUGGGCCCACCCAGCAGGAGCAGGCCUUCAGGCAGGGCCCUGGGGUGGGAGGGCUCCUGGCACCCCAGCGUCUUCCUGCUGCUCCACCUGGGAUCCAGUCAGCCGGAGAACUGCGGCCUGCUGCUUGGCUGCGUCCUGCUGUGGUACCAGGUUUCGGGGGGAACCAGAACGUAGCAUGGAGCCCUGGGGAGGCGGGGCCUGCCGCGAUGUUGUUCUGUCAGCUCAGUGCUUGGGAGCUGUGCCAGACUCUCUGAGCCUGCCGUUGCUCUGGGACCUGUUUUCUAAACAGGAUCAGUGACCACCUCUGUGACCGGAUCCUGUGCUUAGGUUGAGGCUAAUGAGCCCCCUCCGUGCCCUCUCCUGCCAGCCAGGAGGACCAAUCCCAAGUGUUAGCCAGCUGUGUCACAGCUCCCGUGACCACUGUGCCCCAGGGUGGAGGGGUGUCACUGGUUGAGGCUCAGACUGGGCUGCAGACUUGGGCAGCACAUUCUCCGAGGCCAGGGACAUGCUUCCUCUGCCCCCCCCCGCAGGCAGGCUGGGCCCGGGCGCAGAGCCGUCUCCAAAGCCAGCUUCUGAGUCAGCAAAACUGUGGAGUGAACGGGCACAUGGUCACUGACACAUGGAUGCUCACCCAUGGUCACACAAACAGGGUCUCAUGGUCACAAGGCCACAGCGUCUGGCAAGCACCGGGUCCUCCACGCACACACAUGGGCUCUGCUGGCGUUGGCACAGAUGGUUGCUAACUGGGAAUCUACAGAGACACAGUCCCUGGCCCGGUACGCACACACAGGUGACACUCAGCCCUGACUUCAUGAGCACAGUGCCUCUCAGACUUAGACCCUUAAAGCAGGGAUGACUUACCCACUAGGCACAGGGCCUAGGGCUACAGUACCUCUAGGCCCUGCAAGAAUGUUUUAAUUUUUCCAUCAGGGAAAAUAUAUAUUAAUCAUGAAUAUAUAGUAAGGAAUUCAGUCUGGAUUACAUUUGCCUUUAUAUGAACAUAGUUGUAUAUUUUUAAAUACUUUUUUGAGGAGAGGCCAACAAAGGCAGAAGCACCCAGCGCCCAAGAACAAGUGCCCUCCUUGGGUAUGUGACCCCCGAGGCCCCCAGGCCCCCGGGUCACAGGCAGGCCGGCCCCCUGCCCUGCCUCCGCCCACACCCCAGGCCUAAUAAAGCCCCAGAGCCUGCCCUGUGCUGACAGGGUGGGAGGGACCGCUUCCAGCCCAGCCCCACCUACCAAGGGCACUUUGUGGGGGUGCAGAGGUGGUUCCUCGGCCUGGCCCGCCCUCCAGCCCGCCCCCAGGCUGGGUGUGGUGGCCCCCACGAAAGCUCUGCGCUUCCAGCAGCGGAAGAGUCCUAAGGUGCAGCUGGGGCCUGAGUUGAGGAACAGAAUCUUGCUGAGCCCUGCCUAGGCCCUUACCCUGGGGUCAGGAAGUGCGGAGGCCGAGGUCCUUCAGGCCUGAGGUUUCCCUAGACCCACCCUGUGCCAUGGCAGCCCACCUACUUCCCAUCUGCACCCUCUUCCUGACCUUGCUUGGCAUGGCCCAAGGCUCCAGGGGACCCGUGGUACCCAAACAGCCCUUCACCACCAUCUGGAACGCAAACACCCAGUGGUGCCUGGAGAGGCACGGCGUGGAUGUGGACAUCAGUGUCUUUGACGUGGUGGCCAACCCUGGGCAGACCUUCCGUGGCCCUGACAUGACCAUUUUCUACAGCUCCCAGCUAGGGACCUACCCCUACUACACUUCGGCUGGGGACCCUGUGUUUGGUGGCUUGCCCCAGAAUGCCAGCCUGGGGGCCCACCUCGCCCGCGCAUUCCAGGACAUCAAGGCUGCCAUAGCUGCAUCCAACUUCUCAGGGCUGGCAGUCAUCGACUGGGAGGCAUGGCGCCCACGCUGGGCCUUCAACUGGGAUGCCAAGGACAUUUACCGGCAGCGCUCACGGGCCCUGGUCCAGGGGCAGCACCCCAACUGGCCGGUUCAUCGGGUGGAGACAGCAGCUCGGGACCAGUUCCAAGAGGCUGCACGGGCCUGGAUGGCGGGCACCCUCAAGCUGGGGCAAGCACUGCGGCCUUGUGGCCUCUGGGGCUUCUAUGGAUUUCCUGACUGCUACAACUAUGACUUUCUCAGCCCUAACUAUACAGGGCAGUGCCUACCGAGCAUCCGUGCCCAGAAUGACCAGCUGGGGUGGCUGUGGGGCCAGAGCCGUGCCCUCUACCCCAGCAUCUACCUGCCUGCAGGGCUGGAGGGCACAGGAAAAGCACAGAUGUAUGUGCGGCACCGUGUGGCUGAGGCAUUCCGUGUGGCUGAGGCUGCUGGGGACCUCAGUUUACCAGUGCUGCCCUAUGCCCAGAUCGUCUAUGACAAGACAGACCACUUUCUGCCCUUGGAUGAGCUGGAGCACAGUGUGGGGGAGAGUGCAGCUCAGGGGGCAGCAGGAGUGGUGCUGUGGGUGAGCUGGGAGGACACGCAAACGAAGGAAUCAUGCCAGGCCAUCAAGAAGUACAUGGACACCACGCUGGGGCCCUUCAUCCUGAAUGUGACCAGCGGGGCUCUUCUGUGCAGUCAAGUCCUGUGCUCGGGCCACGGACGCUGUGCUCGGCACCCUAGCCACCCAGAGGCCCUCCUCAUCCUCAACCCUGCCAGUUUCUCCAUCCAGCUCACGCCUGGUGGCAGCCCCCUGAGCCUGAGAGGUGCCCUCUCACUUGAGGAUCGGGUGCGAAUGGCUACAGAGUUUAAAUGUCGCUGCUACCCUGGCUGGAAGGGAGCACGGUGUGAGCAUCCCGGGGUGUGAUGAUUGGCCACUCAUGGAGAUGCACGAAUUGAGCACCUGUUGAUCUUAAAAAUACAGUUAUUUCACCAGCAAAAA
Manis javanica (Malayan pangolin) is the source of this 3491-nucleotide messenger RNA. RefSeq names its product hyaluronidase 1 (gene HYAL1). Gene Ontology annotation, cellular component: cytoplasmic vesicle. Gene Ontology annotation, biological process: hyaluronan catabolic process; carbohydrate metabolic process. Gene Ontology annotation, molecular function: hyalurononglucosaminidase activity. Lineage: Eukaryota; Metazoa; Chordata; Mammalia; Pholidota; Manidae. The record is from RefSeq and is a predicted model, not a curated record.